Molecule: messenger RNA, 1989 nt
Organism: Lichtheimia ornata
Lineage: Eukaryota; Fungi; Mucoromycota; Mucoromycetes; Mucorales; Lichtheimiaceae
Exons: 2
Coding region: 1-1989 (662 amino acids)
Molecular function (GO): copper ion binding; oxidoreductase activity
Source: RefSeq, a predicted model, not a curated record
AUGAAGCUUUUUGUAUGGGCAGCUGUGUCAGUUGCCUUACUUGCAGCAUUACUUGUACCACCUGUAGUGAGCCAUGGUGAUGGUGGUGUACGACGUUUCGAGCUCAACAUUACAUCGGCUGUUAUCAACCCUGAUUGCAACCGCGAGCUAUUCCCAGCAUUGCUUAUCAAUGAUCAAUUCCCAGGACCCACAUUGCGUGUUGUCAAGGGUGAUGAUGUCGAGGUUACGGUGUAUAAUUCCGUGGAUCAAUUCAACGUAUCAACCACUAUCCAUUUCCAUGGCAUCCGGCAAUAUGGCACGGUGGAAUCCGAUGGCGUACCUUUUGUGACACAACAUGCCAUUCCACCUGGUGAAUCAUUCACACAUCGCUUUCGAGUGACCGGCCAAAGCGGUACCUACUUUUACCAUGCUCAUUUGGGAUUGCAAGAUGAUACCGUACAAGGGGCCUUUAUUGUACAUGAUUCGAUUGAUUCUUGGCCAUCCGAGCACAACAACAAGAAAUUAAGUGAAGGAGCAUGCGAGUAUGAUGGCGAACGCACAUUGCAGAUUUCCGAAUGGUGGCACGAAGACUUCCUCUCACGUGAGGAAUAUUACAUGACAUCUCGAUUUGUGUUUGACAAGGGCUCUGACAGCAUUCUCAUCAAUGGCCGCACUAUUCACCCAAGCUUAUAUGGCAUGGACAAGUCAAGUGAUGGUGGUGGUAAGAGCUGGGGUGGUGGUGGUGAUGGCGACAAAGGCGAUGGUGAUAAAAAGGAUGGUGAUGAGCGUGGUGGUGGUGGUGGUGAACGUGGUAAUUGGGGAGGAAAACCAUCACUUGCUGCACGACAAGAGUUACCAGAGGAAUGUCCUGGCUAUUCAGUAUUGGAUGUGGAGCCUGGAAAGACAUAUCGAUUACGUAUCAUUGGUGGACAAACUUUCCGCACACUUGGAUUGGGAAUUGCCGGUCAUAAAAUGACAAUCAUUGAAGUCGAUGGUCAAAUGACAAAGCCCUAUGACACUGAAUGGCUUGAAAUUGGUCCUGGACAGCGUGUCUCGGUGCUUAUUCAUACCCAUUAUGGCAAGGAGGGUGAUCUGGUGCCUAUUGCAACAAGCUAUCGAUGGCGUCAUCGUAAUAAUGGAAUGUACACUGAGACUGGAUUUGCGUAUCUACGAUACAACAAGCAUGCAUCAUGCUCUCAUCAAGAAGAGUGUGGCCAUCCCGCUAUCUACAAGCCUAUUAUUCCUCCACCCCCUCCACCAGAAGAAGGAAAAGAAAAGGAGCAUGGCAAGCGUGAUAAUGUAAAGUACACAAAGAAUUUGCCUGUAUUUCCAAAGGACGACAAGCGUGAUUGGCUAUGGCCUGAAAUUGAACCACUUCAUUCUGAAAAGCAUGGUGACGAGAAGGAAGGAUUGGACACGUCAGUGAUAUUGAAUGCACCAGCCGAUCGAGUACUGAAAUUACGAGCGGGGCCUAGACGACAGCCUACCAAGGAGACCCGAUAUUUAAUGAAUGGACGUAUGCCACCGACACGAGAGGCGCCCCUAUUGACUGAAGUGAUGCAAGGUCGACUUGCCAUGGCUACCAAUGAUAGUUUACUUGAAGAGGAUGGCUAUUUGGCUAGUCAUGACACGUUCCCUAUCCAAAUGGGCCAAGUGGUGGAUAUUGUGCUUCAAAAUGUCAAGGCUGGUCCCGUGUGUUUGGUUCAUCCUUGGCACACGCAUGGUCAUUCGCAUUAUCAAAUUGCAUCAGGAUCGGGUGAAUAUCAUCAUGAGGUGGAUGGCGAUACCCGCAACUUCCCCAGUCCAUUAUACAGAGAUGUGUCCAUGGUGUAUCCAGACGACAAGCCUAAUGAUGAAGGAGGAUGUGGAUGGACCAAAAUACGUAUUUAUGCGGAUAAUCCUGGAUUCUGGAUCCUUCAUUGCCACAUUACAGCACACAUGAUGCAAGGCAAAUUUGCUGUGUUGGAGGAAUCCCCCGAGCUUAUUGAACAAUAUCGUCUUUACAAGUAG